AUGGAAACUGCGGCGCCGCUCGAUCGAAGAGAGCAAUUGGACAUAAUAAAUAUCAACCGCCGGAAUGGCAAGCCACGAUCAUGCGAGCCUUGUCGGAAAAUCAAAACGCGUUGCGACCACAGGAUUCCCGUCUGUGGGAGAUGCCAAGCAAAGGCGAUUGCCCACGAGUGUUACUACCACCCCGCACCACUGACUCAAUCGAACAAAUCGAGGAUAAAAGUCAGCGGCAGCAGCUUGCAUAGCUCUUCUUUCCAGACUCCCAAUACCCAACCUAAUGCAACCUUCAAUAGGACCAACAGCAGCUUGGAGCGCCAUGCUGCUGUGGCUUCAAGCAUUAUUUUCACUGCCAAUGCUCUCCACGGCAAUGACCCGCCCACCCCGACAACCCCGUCAUCUACCCCAGAGCUUAUCAGUCCCGCCAGCUUGAUCGAUACGAUUGUCCGGCCCCACAGUGCUUUCUCCGACCCUCUGUCACCUGAGACGCCGUCGGCGAACCUAACGGGGCCCGGAGUCGAGAUCCAACUAAAAGAAGUCCUUUCACACCUAUCCGAAUUAGACCUCAUCUCCAAGCUUAUUCGUCGCUGGUAUGAGAUUAGUCAGACAUGCCUCUUUCCUGGUGUGUUCCUUCACGAGGCACUUGCAUCUCUCAGGUUGGCCGCCCGUCGCUUCAACCAAGACUUCCUCGAGGCAGGUAGGCUAGCUGCCGAUAUCCUAAGUGCGACGUCGAAGCCGUUCUCGGUCCCGGCCGACACCCAGCCUUCGGAUUUUCCAAAGUUGUUCACCGGCUCAAACAUGAGGCUGGAGAUAAUCGGCCUGCUGCUCAGCACCGCAGGAUUGGCGGCACUCCAAAUCCCGGCCACUGAUACUCUGUUCCUGACGGUCAAGUUCACCAAGGCAGAUCGCAACACUUUUGCCACGAAUAUGCUAUCUGCCAGUGACACAUGUAUAUCACUGUGCGACAAGUACUUCAAUGUCAACGAUGUCAUGGUCUGGCUGAGAUCAGAAAAUCUGACCCUCGCAAUGAAUUUCUGGGGAAAUACAAGCCGUCGCACUUGGCACCGCUCUGGAGAGCUCUUCAACGACGUGUUUGCUCUGCAUUUCCACCGCGAGCCGGAAGACGCCUCUCAGAGACCAAUGUUUCUCGAUGAGAUACGGGCUCGAGUUUUUGCAUCUGCGUAUUGGAUUGACAAGUCCUUGUCGAACGCCCUCGGGAGACCGCCAAGAUUGCCCCUGCACUAUUGCAAUAGGAGACUGCCCCUGCACCUGCAUGACGAGCAGCUGAUGGCUUCCGAACAAACUCGACGUGCAGCCAUUGACUCUCUCGAAAAAGAUGGCUGGAGCAGAGAGGUAGACUUCCAUACCACUGCAUGGCUACGGGCUCGUUCCAUGUUUUCCAUUUUCAGAGAGGAGAUACUCCAUAUACAAGUUGGGGUUAGAAACGCCGACAGUAAAGCCGUAUUCGUCCUCGGACAAAUAUCUCAACGAGUACACAACUCCUGGGACGGGAUCCCUGGGUACCUACACUACGAUGCCAGUUGUUGGAAUUCCAAUCCAUCAAGCAGCAUUUGCUUCAUGCUGCUGGUUCUUCAUCUGGAGUAUCUAGACCUCAUUUUUCACAUCGAGAAGCUGCUUCACAUCGUCACAAACCGGGAUGACACAGGUCUGUUGGUGGCUGCGACGUCGUUACUGUCGACCACGGUGAACUCGUCACGGCAGUUGUUGAUCAAAUCCGGCGCAUACACAGACUACGUCUGGACUCUAUUAUUCUACGGUCUUCCAAGCGCCAUGAUCCUCGCAGCUGCACUCAAGAGAAGUGCAGAGCUCGGACAGAAAACAAUGCGUCCGAUGCCCUGGUCAGAACUGUACCGCCAGCUCAGCGCGUUAGCAUCCGAUCUUGACGGGAUUGUGCAGUCCGACGAAGGUAAUUACCCUCUCUGCAAGAGAGGUAGCAAGCUUCUGUCGGACACACUUGAUCAGGCUCUGAAUGCGCGAAUGAGCACUGCCCCGGCCACAAGAUCCCCUGUCUCUACCCCUCCCGCAGCUUUUAAUAAUGCAGAAGACUUCUCCGGCAACGGCGACAUGGACAUGAUGAACGCCUUCGAUGAGAUCAUGUCCAGGACGACUUUCGAUGAGAGUACUCUUGGUGAUAGCAUGGACGGCUUCGGCGCAGAUCACAUUGCGUUUCUAGACUUUAAUUCGUUUGGAACCUAG
Molecule: messenger RNA, 2211 nt
Organism: Phialemonium atrogriseum
Lineage: Eukaryota; Fungi; Ascomycota; Sordariomycetes; Cephalothecales; Cephalothecaceae
Exons: 6
Coding region: 1-2211 (736 amino acids)
Biological process (GO): DNA-templated transcription; regulation of DNA-templated transcription
Cellular component (GO): nucleus
Molecular function (GO): DNA binding; DNA-binding transcription factor activity, RNA polymerase II-specific; zinc ion binding
Source: RefSeq, a predicted model, not a curated record